Messenger RNA from Anopheles coluzzii, 1364 nucleotides. RefSeq names its product epoxide hydrolase 3-like. NCBI's taxonomy places the organism in Eukaryota, Metazoa, Arthropoda, Insecta, Diptera, Culicidae. The transcript has 5 exons. The record is from RefSeq and is a predicted model, not a curated record. The coding region runs from base 244 to 1266 and encodes 340 amino acids. Gene Ontology annotation, molecular function: hydrolase activity.
GCGCCCCUGCCCUUAUCGCACACCGCUUGGUGCGGGACCGGGCGGGAGGAGAGCAAUCGAGAGCGGCGUCUGUGUUCGAGACUCGCAGCAGAUUUGCCGUUUGCGCUCGCGCAGUGCGUCACCGCGGUCCGCGUACAUCACACACAUCGCGCAGAAAGUGUCGUUUGCCGCUUGUGCGGAUUGUGUGAACAAGUAAGUUGGUCCCCAAACCCAAAUCCCGGCCGGGUGCGUUCGUGUGACACGAUGAUCCAGUACUACGUCCGCGAGUCGAUCCAGUUUGUGGUGUCGUACGCCCUGUGCCUGUUCUACAGCUGCCGGGUGCUGUUCGGUCUGCUGGUGCUGCUCGUCACCAAACCGCACACCAAAUUUUGGGCCACAAAGGAGCGGCCCGUGCCGCCGGAAUGUUUGCGCAAUCACGAGUACGGCACCGAUAAGUACCAGAAUGCGAACGGCAUCCGGAUACAUUUCGUGGAGAAUGGAGAUCGCAGCAAACCGCUCAUGGUGCUCGUGCACGGCUUUCCCGAGUUUUGGUUCUCGUGGCGCCAUCAGCUGAAGGAGUUCUCCAAAGAUUACUGGGUGGUGGCGUUGGAUAUGCGCGGGUACGGUGACACCGAGAAGCCCCAGUACCAGUACGCCUAUCGGAUCGACAACAUGACCGAGGACAUCCGGUGCCUGGUGCGACAGUUAGGUCGUCAAAAGUUUACCCUUGUUGCGCACGACUGGGGCGCAGUGAUUGGAUGGCACUUCAUCACCAAGCACAUGGAGAUGGUCGAUCGGUACAUCAUGAUGGACGCACCCUCGCAGAAGAUUGCCCGGAAGCUGUUCUCCACCAGCAAAACCCAGUUCAAGAUGUCCUGGUACAUCUUCUUCUACCAAAUGCCCUGGCUGCCGGAGUUCUUCGUGCGCCUGAUGGAUUUCCACCUGUUCGAGGUGGUGUUCCGCCACCACGGUGGGCCGGACGUGAUCGAGGCGUUCAAGUACACGUUCUCCAAACCGCACGCCAUGACGUACCCGAUCAACUACUAUCGCCAGAAUUUCCGCUUCUUCACGAGGCGGCAGAUGCCACCGCGGCCGAAAACGUUCGCCCCCGGGCUGUACCUGAUCGGCGAGAAGGAUCUGUACAUCUCGAAGGAGUCGGGACCGCUGAUGCAGCAGGAGUUUGAGAAUCUGGAGUUCCGUGUCGUGCCCGGUGUCGAUCACUUCCUGCAGCAGCACAACCCGGAGCUGGUCAACCAGGUCAUGCGAGAAUUUCUGUCCAAGAGCUAAGCUCUGUGUUGCUCAAUGUGAGGGCUUUGGGGGGUUUUCUUUGUAGUGGCUUUUUUAAAAUAGAAUAAAAAAAUACUGCUAAGAAAGAUAUAAUGUAA